AACUUACUUAUUGAUGUAUUUGGGUUUUCACGCAUUAAAAGCUUUUCUUCCAUUUUGGCAGGAUUUCUGACUCGGAGAACAAACCUGCAUGGUUAAUUUGGGCAACUAGAGGGAAUAACAAAUGUGUUUAUCUUCCUUUCAUGUAACCCUGUCAGAAUGAAUUUGAGGAUGUUGUCAACAGAAACAACUUAGACAAACUUUGAAGUACACAUACCUAUGCUAAAAGAACUUAUGAGGACUUUAAAGGUCAUCAGAGGCACCUUAAAAUAGUGUUGCCUUAAUGGCAACCUAUUUCAGAAGAUGUCUUUUUGGGUGUCUGUUUAUUGUACCACAUCCUCUUUUCCAACUAAUUUGAGCUGUGAAAUUGUGGAAUAUUUUAGCCACAAGGGUAAUUUUGGAAAUACAGGAACAAUUUGUAUUUGUGCAAGCAUAGAGCUUUUUUACAUAUAUUUAACUUUGUGGUUUUCAGGGUUGUGAAAGUUUCUCCUCACCCUUACUGCUGCUUACCACACAUUAGUCACCCAAAAAACGGAACAACUUCAAGCGAUUUAGAAGUCCAUUAAAUACUAACAACCUUAAUAGUUAUUGUAUAGGGUUCCUAUUCACUCUAUAUUAAAGAUAUAUCUAAAGAAUUGAAUUUGAUGGAAUCUGAAUUGGUGUUUGAUUAUUUUCUGUAAAUGUUCGAAUGAGUUGCCUCUAUGAAUGAUGUUCAGCUGUUCUUCUGAAGGUCAGUAGUUAUAUGGAUGAAAUAGAGGACAGUUCACUGAGGAUUAACACAGACCUCCCCUCUGAUUCAGUUUCUUUCAGUGUUUAUGCAACUCUAUAAGAUGACCCGUAUAAGACUAUAACUCUAUAAGACUAUAAGUUGACCUGAUACUUAUUCAGUAAAUGUACCUUUCUAUUCCAACUGAACACACAUUAAAAACAAAUAUCAGUUGCCAGCAGGGGGCAGCAGCACAUCAUGUGUUUUUAGUUGUCUGGGAAAUAAUCAUGUUUGCCCAUCAACCACUGAAUUAAAAUGGGGGGGAGAUUAAGCUUACUUCAAUAUGGUGUUGUAUCUGGCACGUAUGCCCCCAAAAAAUAUUACUAAAUCUUGUAAAUGUCCAUGUAUUGAUAAAUAAUCAACUUUUUAUUGAACCUAGACAAAUGUCCUCAGUGGUGUAAAUCCUCAUUGCGUGACCCUUAUGUAAAUCAUUAGGUGUUGGUGAGCAUGCAUAUAUAGGCAUUUCUUUGGAAAAGAUUGAUGUGUUUGUUUGCUUGUUUAUGGUUCACCACAGUAUUCCCAUGAGUUCAGCUAUCUCUUUUUGAAAGAAUGUGGUCACGCUGGCCACACAUUAAACAGAUUGCAGCACACAUUCAAUCAACAUACAGACAAGACUAAUGGCAAAUAGGGAGACAUUUGGAAUGAAAUGCCUGCAGUGGUCUGAUCAGUGGCCUUCCUUUUAAGUGAUAACUUUUAAGUGACCCUCUUUGUGCUUGACAUAUCGCGGGGGUUUCUGUGACAGUAACUAAAAGGUAACUAAGUGAGCCAUGGGGAAGGUACUGGCAUGUCCUAGAGUAACCUCUGCUUGGUUGGUUGUUCCUUGUGGGAGGGCUGAUCUUCUGAUGUCAUAAUUUCAGAUCAGGCUGUUCUCCCAGGGCCAAUCAACAGCCAGAUAACUUGGUGGGCAGGGCUCAUUGUUACUUUCUCAGAAAUGGAUUGAUGGGAGGAACCGCCUCAUCAUCUGUGAUAUACUGUGACACGUGCUUGGGUCUUUACAUAGUGUGAGGCUCCAGUGUGAUCUUUAAUAAUCCACCUCAUUCUGUUUUGUGGUGCAUCAUUGCAGUUUCUGGUGGGAGACCCUGUGCUUGACUUGGCGCUGGUCCAGUUGACCCCGCAGAGCUCAAAUAUAAAGGCAUUCACUUUGAAAACUUUGGCUUUCUGAGGGGCGUUUAGUCCGUGUUUAAUAACAUCAGCAUGACUUUGGCCGAGGCUCAGAAUGCAAUCACAAGCAAAGCCACAGUUUCAGGCCUGAAAAAAGAACCCUCACAAGUGAAGCAAUGCUUGAGGUAUGCUUUGUUAGCAAUAUUAAUGUUACCCCCUUGUUCACGCAUGUGGUCUGUUCCCUGCAAGUCUGGCGUGUCUGAAUAUGUCUGUGAACUCCAGUGGUAGGUUCGAGCCUGAGCAGGUAGCUAACAUUCCUGUGUGGAUGUUUCAGGUGAGAAGCUAAGCCAAGAGAGAAAAAUAACCAUGAGGAUAGCAUGGCUGGUGACAUUCUGAAUAUUAUACAGUCCUGGGUGCUUAUGUUACUGAUAUACUUCAGUGGACACAAUGCAGGAGCUACAGGUACCAUUGGUCAGUUCAUAAAAUACUACGAGGGGCUGACUUAUGACCGCCAAGCUUUACAUCAGAGUCACCAGCGAGUGAAGCGUGAAGUGCUGUCUCACAAUCAGCAGCUACAGUUAAACUUCACUGCUUUCCGACGGGACUUCCGCUUGCUCCUCAGUCAAGACUCAGAGGGAUUUGCUGAUAACUUCAAAGUUGAUCUGGGGAGCAGAGACAGAGCUGUGGAUCUCUCUCAUGUGUUUUCAGGAAAGCUGGAAGAUGAGGACCAGUCCUCCUGUCACGGCUCUAUUCUCCAGGGCCUGUUCCAGGGCUCCAUCACGACCGCAAAUGGAACCUACCACGUGGAGCCUCUGCACAGUUACACAACGAAUACGUCUGACUUCCACUCCAUCAUCUACCAUGAAGACGACAUAGAUAUGUCUGCCCUGGGGAACAGAGUUAAUGGGCUCUGUGGGUCAGACCUCAUGGCGCACCUUGCCAGAAGCCUCAGACUGGAGGAGGAAGGGCAGGAAGAACCGCUGAUGAGGUCCAGGAGAACAACCGAUGAUUCCAAAACCACCUGUCUGCUUCACCUGCAAGCGGACUUUUUGUACUACCGGAAGUUUGGUAGCGUGGAGGCUGUCGUGGCACAGGUAGCCUCCUAUAUGAGAGCAGUGAAUGAUGUUUUUGACAAGGCAGACUUUGAUGGCGUCAAGUUGAUCAACUUCAAAGUGAAAUCCCUCAGUGUGAUGACAAAGGAGGAGCCGGGCAACCCUAUGAAUCGACCGUUCAUUGGCCCAGAAAAACUGCUUAGUCUCUAUUCAGAGACAAACUGGGGAAACUACUGCUUGUCAUACCUGCUGACCAACCGCGACUACAGUGGAGUGCUGGGCCUUGCAUGGGAGGGGAAGACAGGUAACUGGGGAGGGAUAUGCUCCAGGCACACCCCCCUGAGGGACGGCCGCAGCUCCAGCCUCAACACGGGCCUGAUCACCCUGCAGAACUACGGCCACUAUCUACCCCCGAGGCAGAUCCAGCUCACCUUUGCCCAUGAACUGGGACACAGUUUGGGAGCUCCAGUGAGUCUAAUGCCUCCUUUUAUUUCCUAAGCAGCCACCCCCUGUCCACCACCUCCUCAUGCCCACUGCAUAAAGAACAGUCAGUUCAGUCUGUGUGGGUGUGUUUGUGCGAGGGGGGGAGGGACACCUCCUUAUCUCAGGGGGGUGGGAGUUGCCCAAAGCAAUGUUCAUACACACAGGCAAGAUUUCCAUGUGAAAAGUCUGCCGUUAGAACAGUGCUCGCCCUGUGGCCUUGUUCUCAAUACAUGGAUCUAAUACUGUCUUUUGUUGCUAUUCAGAUUGUACCAAUUCAUGUGUCUUCGGACCACCCGGCAGAAUCCCUUUGCCUUCCCUUGCACCAUCAUGCAUAUUUUUUUAAAUAAAAAUAUUACUUACUUUUCUACCCACCCCGCUUAUGUAAAAGUGCCAUAGAAGUGAGAAUGACCUCAUGAAAAGGGCAGACAGGUCUGCAUGCCCUUGGCACAAGUGCUGUCACUCAUUAUAAAACCACACCUCUUGUACUACCCACCACAAACCAGCUCACACCACUCACAGAUGACCUCUCAUCCACUGACACCACAGCUGGCCACCUUUCCUUAUGAAUGAUGGCCACCCCUCCACAGGAUGUGGGGUUGCAUUCCUGAGCCAAUUAGUUCUGCUGUCUGUCUGUCUCUGUCUCUCUUUUUUUUCUCCCCCCCACCCUCUCGCUAUAUAAAUUAAGUCACUUUUUGGCUGACUCAAGCAAGCCUGAAUGACCUGACAGACACUCCUUCAUUGUUUCCAGAUUGACUAUGGAAUCAUGUGGAGAUCAAAGAAAAAGGCUUCACCUGAGAUUUAUGUGGCCUCAGCCCAUAGUCUGCAGCCUAUUUGAGCCUAUCAGACGAGACCUUGGGGGGAGACUUUACCGUUUUAUCCUGAGUGUCACGAAGGGAGCAACCUUUAAAUCCUCUUUUGUGUCACUUGCUGGGUUGUUGUUUUGGUAAAAACAGUUGCUAGGGAUAGGCCACCCCAUAUGCCCUAGACAAAAGACAAAGGCGUCCAUGAAGAUGUGAUAGAUGAGUUGCUAUCUCUGCCCCAGUUGACGUCAGUUAAUGAUGGGAUUGGAAACAUUUUAUCCAAGGCCCAGGGACACUGAUAUCCAUUUGGAAGUCAUGUCUGAGGUGAUCUGAAAGUUAUGUCUAUCAAAAGUCUAUCGGUUGUUUUAAAUAUACAUUAGAUAUACCCAGUUCAAUUCAGAAUAACCUGUGCAGCGCAGGAAGUGCUAACUGGGUCUCAGAGGUUUAGGAACACAUCGCCCGAGGUCAGACUCUCAGUCGUUAGCCCUGUAAUAAGCCCAGGGUAUAAAUCAAGUAGAAGAACUGCACUAAAAAACAAUGUAGCAGAACUUACCCCUGCUGAACUCCUCUUUUCAUGGGGAGAAAGAGAAACAGAUCAACCUCACUGUUGGACA
This is a messenger RNA of Clupea harengus (Atlantic herring), 4813 nucleotides long. RefSeq names its product disintegrin and metalloproteinase domain-containing protein 10-like. Gene Ontology annotation, cellular component: plasma membrane. NCBI's taxonomy places the organism in Eukaryota, Metazoa, Chordata, Actinopteri, Clupeiformes, Clupeidae. Gene Ontology annotation, molecular function: metalloendopeptidase activity. The coding region runs from base 2242 to 3414 and encodes 390 amino acids. Gene Ontology annotation, biological process: membrane protein ectodomain proteolysis; Notch signaling pathway. The record is from RefSeq and is a predicted model, not a curated record. The transcript is spliced from 9 exons.